This is a messenger RNA of Clupea harengus (Atlantic herring), 11528 nucleotides long. It is a transcript of the gene prrc2c, whose product is annotated as proline-rich coiled-coil 2C. NCBI's taxonomy places the organism in Eukaryota, Metazoa, Chordata, Actinopteri, Clupeiformes, Clupeidae. Gene Ontology annotation, biological process: cell differentiation. The record is from RefSeq and is a predicted model, not a curated record.
GUCAUCUUUACGCGAUGACGCCAGAUUCCCGUGGAUUGGCUGCCUGCCAUCUUUGAUUGUGCGACAGGCCUCGGCGAGAGCGGGGCCUCUUAACUGGAGCAGACCUGUCUCACACGAGACAACGGGAACAGAAAAAAAAAAACUGACAAACUGCUCAGUAUCGUCCAAAUUCGGAACGACACGCUAAGAUAAAGAAGAGCCACCCGAGCGGGCACAAUAAGUAGCGUGGCUCUUGCAACUGAAGAGGAUCUUGUAGGUUGCUAUCACUUUAGCUGGCUAGUUAGCUAGCUAGCCAGUGUAAUAGCAAGCUUUUGUAAUUCACCGGCUGCACACACACGGAAAGCAAAGCUGGUCAAGCACAGCCUCCUGCGCAGGGGAAACGAAAAUCAAAAGUCAGUGAAAGGACCGGCGGAGACAGGGGGCUGGUUCUGAGCGGUGAGCCAGACGACCAGACUCAAUGAGUUUCCAGCGAAAUGUCCGAGAAGUCAGGGCAGAGCACCAAGGCAAAGGAUGGCGCCAAGACCAAGUAUGCAACCCUUAGCCUCUUCAACACAUACAAAGGCAAAUCUCUGGAGACCCAGAAAACUGCAGUGGCUGCCAGACAUGGACUCCAGAGUUUGGGCAAAGUUGCGGUCAGUCGGCGCAUGCCCCCUCCGGCUAACCUGCCCAGCCUAAAGGCGGAGAACAAAGGCAACGACCCCAACGUCAACAUCGUACCCAAGGACGGCAGCGGCUGGGCAUCGCGCCAGGACCAACCCGGUGACGAACGACAACAAGAAACCCCACCACCACCUCCACCUCCUCCUCCUCCCAAACCGGUGGCCCCCCAUGUCCCGGAGCUUACUCUGGGGGGAAGCCGCUCGUGGGUCAACAACAAGCAGCCUGCCCCAGUGGACAGCGCCCCGCGUGUAAGCAGCCAGUUCCAGCAGGAGUUCCCCACCCUCCAGGCAGCCGGAGAGGCCGAGAAGGCGGGCGACCAGAAUGAGGAACCCUACGGGCCAGGCCCCAGCCUCAGACCACAGAAUGUUGGCAGCUGGCGAGAGGGUGGGGGCAGAAAUCUGAACACGGCUCCCAGCCCCUCAGAGAUGGACAGCAAGCCUCCUGAGGAGGGCGUGGUGGGCGUGGUGGGCCGCACCACCCCAUCCCCCACUGUCGACUCAGACGAAGCGAACAAACCUGCCUCGGGAGAGGGCAGAAACAAGUGGGAUAGGAUGCCUGCCCCAGCCCCCCAGCAAAAGCUCAAUGGGGGGCAGCAGCCUCCGGGUGGCGUUCCCCCACAGUUUCAUGCCCAGUUCCGGGGCAUGAUGCCCCCUUAUAUGUUCCAUGCCUACCCUCAAAUGCCUUUUGCACCUGUGCAAGCAAACUUCAGAUUCCCUGUGCAACAGGAUGGAUCCAAACCUAAUCCCAGGGGUCCCAGGCCAGGCCCAAGGCCACAGGCAUGGCAGCAGGAUCCUGACCGGCCCUCCAUUAUCAGUGCCACGGACCUGAAGGAGCUGGAUAACCUGGACACGGACACGGACGAGGGAUGGGCAGGAGCCCAGAUGGAGGUGGAUUACACAGAAAAACUCAAUUUCAGCGACGACGAGGAACACCAGGCUGCCAAGGAGAAAGGAGAGAACUGGGAAUGGAUGGGUAAGGUGGAACGCAUGCGACCACGGACCGCAGACGGCCAGGAGGGCUGGAAGGAGGGAGGUGAUGACAGGGGCAGCAGCAGAGGCUCAUGGGUAGACGGUGGCAACGGCAGAGCUCCCUCACCAGGCAGCAUGAACCAGUACAACAAGACAGCUCCUCGGGACUACCAGGGUCAGCCAGUAGGCCGGGCGGUGAGUGGCAGCGGGCCCAGACCAGUGAAGCCCCCAACCGGCGAGGAGGACUCGGAGGCAUGGCGGCAGAAGCGCAAGAAGCAGUCAGACCUGACGGAGGCGGUGGAGCGUGCGCGGCGGCGGCGUGAGGAGGAGGAGCGGCGCAUGGACGAGCAGCGGCUGGCCGCCUGUGCAGAGAAGCUCAAGCGGCUGAACGAGAAGCUCCGACCCGCGCCCAGCGCCAGUCCUGUCGCUGCCCCCUCAGAGCCCAUACACGCCGUGUCCACCACAGCCCCCGCCAUCAGCGACGCUCACGAGGACGCGUCGGGCCCCCGGACCGACACCCCCGCCCCUCAGCCCCCUCCCCAGCAGCAGCAGCAGCAGCAGGCGCAAGACCCCCCUCCCGCCCCCUCACCCGCGCAUGAGAUGCCUGAACCCGGCCCGGAGGAGGAGGAGGCCGUGCCAGCGGUUCACUUCGCCCCGCGGCAGCCCACCCCACCGGCCCACAGGGCCUCAGUGGAGCAGCAGGCGGAUAGCAGUGGCGGAGACGAGCCCCAGCUGCAGCCCGAAAGAUUGCCCAUGAGGGAUUAUUUCUGUGCAGACGAGUGCAGAGUGGAGGAGCCGCAGCUGCCCUUGUCCCGGCUCGACCCCUCCAGCAGCGAGGACUCCUCUUUGCAGCCUCCAGAGGCAGAAGGGGAGGGUGGUGCGGCCAUCCGGCCCGCUCUCAACUCCGGUUACUCCAAACAGUUCCAGAAGUCCCUGCCUCCUCGCUUCCUCAGACAGCAGGAGCAGCUUAAACAGCAGCAGUGGCAGCAGCAACAGCAGCAGCAGCAGCAGCAGAGUGGUGGUGGCGGCUCAGUCUCUCCGUCUGGAACUGGGGUGCCCCCCCCUCAGCACCGCUCCCUGUACCAGCCCCUGGGCCAACUCCCCCAGCAUAUGCCCUCCAUGGGCUUCGACCCCCGCUGGCUCAUGAUGCAGUCCUACGUGGACCCCCGCAUGAUGCCGGGGCGGCCACCCAUGGACAUGCCUCCCAUGCACCCAGCAGGGAGAAUUCCUCCAAAGCAGCUGGCGCGCAGAGACCCGGCUGAUGGCAGCCCAUCGGGCUCCGAUUCUUUCGAUCACCUGACACGCCCCAUCCGAGAGCAUAGCCUACCUAACGAGCCACGCAUGGUGUGGAGCUCUGACUCGUACCCCCAAACAGAGCCCCUGCCCUCAGCCACCUCACCCAAAGUCCGGGAGGACAGCAGGGAGUCCAGGCUGGAUGCUGGUCUUGAGCUGGACAGAGGCCUCUCCUCUGUCUACUCCCAGGAGCACAGCCCCCUGGAGCCUCGAGGCAAGAGUGACUUCUUCAGGGACUCGACUGAGCCGCUGUCUGCAGCGUUCAGCCACGGUCCCGAGGAGGUGCCAGGCCUGCUGCAGGCCGACCGAGAGCCCGUGGUCCCUUCCUUUGAGCCAGAAGAAGCCAGCCUUCCCUGUGGGGAGGACGUGGAGGCUCUGGGCAAGGCAGUGCUCAAGAGGAGCAUCUCCCAGGGCUCAAGCCACUCGCUCAAACUGGACGAACCACGCUUUGAGGGCGUCACCCUGGCGUCAAAGACGUUGGACCUGUCUGAGGGCAGCGAGCGGCCAGACGAGAAAGCCAGGAGGGAGCCGUUCGGACCAGGCCCAGCUGCCAGUAACCGCUCCACGCCUCCUGCCACUCAGACAGAUGGGCUGCACAAAGCGGACAAACUCCCACUGCCGGCGCCUUGCAAGCAGAAGGUGGAGUCGCGUUGGCCCCCCUCACGGAGCUCCGCUUCCAGCAGGAGAGAGGGUGGCGGUGGAGGAGAGCGGCCCAUCCGGCGCUCUGGCCCCAUCAAGAAGCCCGUCCUGCGGGACAUGAAGGAGGAGCGCGAGCAGAGGAAAGAGCGGGAGGAGAGGCGCGAGCGCGGAGAACGGGGUUUCAAGAAAGACAGCGGCAGUGGCUCCAAGCCCCCCUCCUCCGCAGCUGCGGCCGUGUCGGAAGGACAGAAGUCCUCCACGGAGGGUAGGAGGGAGACGUCAGCUGAGCCCGAGGAAGGGGCAGCCGGUGGAGCCACCAAAGCCAGAGAGCCUCAGCCGUCGGCGGGCGCCUCGGCAGUGAACAUCCCAGAUGACAAAUCCGACAAGCCAGCAGGCGGCGACAAGCGCCCUGAACCCAAACUCCCAUCCCGGAAAGAGUCCAAUAUACCACCCCGUGCCUACCGGCGCGAGGAACGGGAGAGAGAAAGGGAGAGGGAGCGGGACCGGGAACGAGACCGGGAACGGGAGAAAGACAUGGACCGGGAGAAGGAAUGGCCGACCGAUGCCAGUUUGCGAGGCCGUGGGCGAGGGGAGUACUACUCUCGUGGACGGAGCUACAGGGGUAGCUACGGUGGGAGGGGGCGGAGCAGCCGAGGACGGAGCAAGGGAGAUUACCCCCCCUACCGGGAGCCGCGUUCACGCUCUGACCUACCCCUCAGCGCAGCCGCCGCCGCCAGCCUCCGCUGCCGUGAGGAGAGCGAGACGCGCAGCGAGAGUUCGGACUUCGAGGUGCUGCCCAAGCGUCGGCGCCGGCGGGGGUCGGACACAGACUCUGAGAGCGAGGGCCACGAGUCGGCCAGCGACACGGGUGCGUCCGACCGCGAGCCCAGCGCCAAACCCAGCCAGCCGAUCCGCCGGGAGCUACCUGGAGAUCCGCGCUCCGGAGCCAAAGGUGGCGGCCCAUUUGGUCCCGCUCACCUUCCGGACAAAGGUGGGAGCAGGGAGGAUGAGGGUAGGCCUAAGCCAGGCUUCCUGCCCAAGGGCGAACCCACACGUCGAGGUCGAGGAGGGCUGUUCAGCAGGAGAGGGGGUGGAAGGGAUCGAGGAGCCCCCAGGUCAGCCCCUCUCAGGCGGGCUGGAGUCAGGGAAUCGUCCCAGUGGCCCUCCAGGCCAAUGGAGACCUUCCGUCCUGAGGAAGCUGAGACCUCGCGCCUGGACAACCACCAGUCUGAUCGACGCCUACCCAAAUACGAGGGGAAGAAGUUUGGCGAGGGACCUCAGAACAGUAGGGAGAGGCCCAGGAGGCCACGGCCUGCACGGCCCCCGCGGCAGGACAAGCCUCCCCGCUUCCGCCGGCUGAAGGAACGCGAGGCGGCUGUAAUGGCUGGAGAGGCUGCACCGGUGGCCCCCAUGCCAGGGGCUGUGUCUCCGACUCUCUCCAAAGCGCCUGGCACCCCUGUCACCCUACCAGAGGGGAACGAUGCUCAAGCGCCCGCCCUGCCCCCGACCUCCGCUACCAGCUCUGCCACCCCAGCCACGUCUACCGCCACUGCCACGCCCCCCGAGCUAACCCCCGCGGAGGCCGCGCUCCCCUCUGAGGUCGCCGCCACCACCGUGGCUGCUGCUGGCAGUAAGUCCCCCGACCUGUCCAAUCAGAACUCGUCAGACCAGGCCAACGAGGAGUGGGAGACGGCCUCGGAGAGCAGCGACUUCAACGAGCGACGGGAGCGCGAGGAGAGGAAGGGGGCGCUGGAAGCCGCAUCCGCCGCUGUCGCGCCCGCUGCCAGCACCGUGACCGCGGCCACUUCCGCCCCAGUUGCCCAGGGCGCUGCGCCCCAGAGCAGGAGCCCCACAGAGGGAGGCGUCACCCCCAAGCGUGAGGCAGCAGCCAAUGCCAAGAGGAGCUUUUCCAGCCAGAGGCCCGUGGACAGGCAGAACCGCAGAGGCAACAGCGGGGCCAAGGCGGGACGAGGCUAUGCAGGGGGCAAGAGUGAGAGAAGAGGAGGCACUGGUGCUAAACCAGGACGGAAAGGUCCUCCUGGCCAAAAUUCCGAGGGUGCCCAGGCCGGUGCGGGCCAGAGGGGCGGAAGGGAGAGUGCCUCUCGCCGCAAAGAGGAGGCCAAACAUGCCGCCAAGAAACCCAAGGAGAAGGCUGACGCUCUGUCCCAGUUUGACCUCAACAACUAUGCUAGUGUAGUGAUAAUUGACGACCAUCCUGAAGUAACAACACUAGAGGACCCCCAGUCCAGCGCCAAUGAUGACGGUUUCACGGAGGUGGUCUCUCGCAAGCAGCAGAAACGCCUGCAGGACGAGGAACGCCGGAAAAAGGAGGAACAGACCCCGCAGAACUGGAGUAAAAAGGGUUCGGGAGAGAAAGGCCGUGGAGGCGGAGGCUCCAAGCUUCCCCCUCGCUUCGCUAAGAAGCAGCAGGUAUCCCAGCAGCCUCAACAACAGCAGCAGCAGCAGCAGCAGCAGCAGCAACAGCAGCAGCAGCAGCAGCAGCAGCAACAGCAGCAACAGCAUCAACAACAACAACAGCAGCAGCAGCAGCAUCAACAACAACAACAACAGCAGCAGCAGCAGCAGCAGCAGGCUGCUCAGCAGAGCCAGCCAGCACCCUCCGCCCCCCAGCAGCCCCAACAGCAGCCCCAGGCUCCCCAACCCCCGCAGCCCCAGCCAGCCAUUGCUGUGUCCCAGCACGGCCUGCAGCCCCCCACCCAGCCUGCCAGCUCCCCCCAGCCUCUCGAGGGCACCGUACCCAUGCCCCCCGCCGCUGUGGAGUUCCCCCCGGCCAAGGCGCAGACGCACAGCACCCUCGGCACUGAGCUGUGGGAGAAUAAGGUGCCGGGAUCCACCGUCCUCUCAGACGUUAAGAAACUUGGACCUAUCAGUCCUCCCCAGCCCCCCUCUGUCAGUGCCUGGAACAAACCACUCACCUCCUUCACUGGGACAGUCACUCCUGAGGGGGUGAAGGCCAGCCUAGACACUGGAGUGGAGCUGGGUAUGGACAGCAUCCAGUUUGGCGCCCCGUCCUCAGCGGGCAGCACGGACAGUGACGGCGUGCCCGCCCUGCUGGAGAAGGGCUCUGAGAACAAACUACCUGAACCCAAAGAGCAGAGACAGAAACAGCCCCGUGCUGGACCAAUCAAGCCUCAGAAGCUUCCAGAGAUUGCUCCCCCGGAGCCAAAGGAGUACAAGCCCGGCCCCAUCGGUAAGGAACGCUCGCUGAAGAACCGCAAGGCCAAAGAUGGCAGGCAGUCGGACGGGGAGGGCUUGGACAAGGGCAUUCCCGGGGGCAGCAGGGACCGUGACUCCAGCUCCCCCAACAAGGAUGCCAAUGUGCCCGAGCUCGGGGGAGAAAUCGAGGGCAUGAUCACCGUCCCCGCUGCGGAAUAUUCCAGCAGCUCCAAGCUGGAAUCUGUGACUGACUACACCACCCCCUCUUCUUCAUUGGCUGAUAAUGUCCCAACUGCAGGAAGCAAAUUGGAAGAGAGCAUUGUGGCCCACGUGGCCCUGCCUCACUCGCUGCCUCUGCCUCGCAGGGAAGCUCUCCAGCAGAGCCCCAGCCUCACUACUGUGUCUCCCGCUACUGUAGACCUGACACUUAAGAUGGAGUCUGCACGUAAGGCAUGGGAGAACUCGCCCAGCCUGGUGGAGAAGAGCUCGCCCGUGACCUCCUCGGCCUCCCCCAUUACCAGUGGAGGAGGAGCAGGCAGUGCCUCCUUCAGCUCCUUCUCCAGCGCCUCCAUGCCUCAGAUCCCCGUGGCCUCAGUCACGCCCAGUACCUCCCUUUCAGGAUCAGGCACGUACACCACCUCCUCACUGAGUACUAAGACCACCUCAGCCUCAGACCCUCCCAACAUCUGCAAGGUGAAGCCUCAGCAGCUGCAGAUGAGCAGCAGCAACUUCUCCCAGCUGGGCUGCAUCCCCUCCCUGUUGCCACAGCAACAGCAGCAGCAGACGCCACAGGUGUUCGUCUCCCAGUCUGCAGCAGGUUCUGCAGCCCAGAUCCCUGCCUUCUACAUGGACACCAGCCACCUCUUCAGCACGCCCCACCCCCGCCUGGCGCCUCCCUCUCUGGCCCAGCAGCAGGGCUUCCAGCCGGGCCUGUCUCAGGUGCACCAGCAUGCUCACCAGGAUCCAUAUCGCACUGCCCAGACGCAACUGCUCUGUCUGUCUGCUGCUCCACCUAUACCCAAAUACUCCACCAGCCCACAGACAGGACCAACCGCUGUGCAGCAGAUGCCAAUCCCCAUUUACGCGCCUCUACAGGGCCAGCCCCAGCACCAGCACCAACAUCAACAUCAACACCAACACCAGCAUCAGCACCAACAUCAACAUCAACACCAACACCAACACCAGGCCCAACACCAGGCUCAGUUGGGCCUGAGCACCGGCCCGCCCGUCUCCCAGCCCCAGGACCUCUUCAGCUCGUCCUUGCAGCCCUACAGGUCCCAGCAGGCCUUCAUGCAGAACAGCCUGUCUCAGCCUUCUCCCAUGAUGCUCUCUGGCACAGCGCUUCACAGCUACCCCGGGGUGCAGCCCCCUGAUCUGGGCAAGCCUCAGUCCAGCAUGGCCUUCCAGCAGACCUCCAACACCCAGCACAUCCCCAUCCUGUUUGAGCCUCAGCUUAACCAGCCCUCGGGCAUGGGUGGCUCCCAGCUUAUGGACACACACAUGCUACAGGCCCGUCAGGGGAUGAGUCAGCACUCAAAUCUUUACUCGGGACAAGUGCAGCAGCACACGCAGAGCAGCUACUACAGCUCCACACAGAGCCCCAGCUCUGGACUACAGCAGAUGACGGUGCCUCUGCCAGGCUCUCAGCUGUCUCUGUCCAACUAUGGCUCUGGAGGUGGGCAGCCUCUGCUGGCCCUGCCCCAGUCUCUGCCCCCGACGCCUCCGCAAGCACAGCCUCCCAGCAUGAGCCGCCAGCCCCCCAGCAACCAGACCUACCGCAGCCUCAUCGGCCAGAACACUCACAGUAUGAUGCAGCAAACAAGCAAGAUGUGUGAGAUGGACCUGAAGCUGUUUGGCAGUGGAAUGGAUGUCAAGCCUGGGACGCCCCCUAUGAGCGCACGGAGCACUACCCCCACCUCCAACCCUUACAGUGUGCUUCACAGGGCGAGUUCUACCAGCCCCAGCAGCCAGUCCAGUAAGAUGAACAGCAUGCUGUACCAGAAGCAGUUCCAGUCGGGCUCCGCCGGAAUGCGCAUUGCCCAGCCCUACCCCGGCCAGUUCAACCCACAGAUUCUGUCUCAGCCCAAUAUGGUGUCUCCGCUUGUGCGCCCGCCCCACUCUAACUCCUUCCCUGGAGGGGUGCAGCGAAACCCCAUGGGCCCCCCCAUGUCUCCCUCCAUGAACGCUGGCCUGAUGCCCCACCCCAGGCCCCAGUACCCACCACGAGGGCCCCCUGGACCCCCUCUCGGCCCACGGGGCUCACACGCCGCCCUGACGCAGGACCUCAAGGCUAAGCAGCGAGCCGAGGUGCUGCAGUCCACCCACAAGUUCUUCUCCGAGCAGCAGCAGCAACAGCAGCAACAGCAGCAGCUGAAGGCUUCAGUCAACAAGCCCCCCCGCAUGGAGGCUGGCAUCAAGCCCGUGGACAGCGUGGCCCCCAACCACCAGGGCGGCCCGCCCGAGCGCUCCGAAGCCGACAAGCCCCCCCUAAUGAGCACGGCCAAGCCCAUAAGGACCGGCCCCAUCAAGCCCCAGUCCAUGAAGCCAGAGGAGGGCAAGUAGGAGCCCCUACGCAACGCCUGACCUGCCUCUGUCUCUGUCUCCCACCUGCCACCACGGACGGACGGAUGGAUGGAUGGAUGGAUGGACGGACGGAUGGAUGGAUGGACGGAUGGAUAGAUGGAUGGACAGACAGACAGAUUAGAUGGAAUAUGUGGAUCUAGAGGAGAAGAAAUUCUACACGCAAACACACCCCCGCACUCCCCUCACCUCAUCCCCUUUGGGGAGAAGGGGACGAGGGAGGGGGGUGGUUCGUGUAUUUUUUUUUUUUAGAAAAAGCGUGAUUUCUUUCUCUGAGGGGUACUGUGUGCACACGCACCACCCUCCUCUCACCCUCCCACAACCCCUCCCCUCUCCACCUCCCUCUCCACCUCCCUCUCCUAUCUCUUCUCCUCACCUCUUCUCUAUAUCCCCCUACGCUCCUACAGUGGAGAUCUCCCUCUUCUCUCUGCAGGUCCUGUUGCCUCACGUGUAGAGGUGCUGGAGGCGUAACGACUAGCACCACACACACACACACACACACCCCCUGUGUUCUGCGUGUGUGCGUGUAUGUGUGUGGAGUGAAAGUUUAAAGCAGAGAUGAAAUAGAAGUCAAUUUGCUGCUGUUCAUGAUCAAAUGAUUCCCCUUCCCGCCUUUCACAUUCACUUUCUUUUUCCUUCACCCUUGAAUAGAAUCGCGUAUGUUUGGGGCGGGGGGAGGCUGCUUCUUUUUUUUAAGAAUUUCCUUGUAGUAGUUCAGCAGCCGGUCUUAUUUAAAAUAGACGUCACUGUAGUUUUUAUGUCGAUUCUUUCCGUCAUUUUCUUUUUCUUUUUCUCUUUCGCCCUCCUGGCUCUUCCUGGGACUGGAGUGAAGCUGUGUAGUUGAACACACGCUGAAGACCGUGAGGGGGAAGUGGUGCCGCUCCCGACCUGUGUGUGUGUGUGUGUAAACACAGGCAUGCAUGCAUGUGUGUGUGUGUGACCAUGCAAACACCUCCACCCAGGCACUCACACAUAUACCCCUACGUCCUGAUUGCGCAACAGUUUCAACACACACGCACACACAUACACCCAGGAGUUCACAACCAGGAGCUCAUUUUAAAGAAAAAAAGCUGUUUCUGUGAAGUUGCAGCCAUUAGUCAUUUGGUUUAGUGGAUUGAUGAUUUGCAGUCUCCGCUGUAAACCCUUUCUGCUGCCUUCUACUCCGUAGUGGUUUUGCCUGAAAAAAAGAGGGGUGUUAGUGUGUGUGUGUGUGUGUGUGUGUGUGUGUGUGUAUGUGAGGGAGAUCUCUCGCCUUUAGCCAAAGGUUUAGGCAACGCUGGGUCACCCCCCACAUACCCUUUAGAACACUCUUAAUGAACUUGAGAUGACAGAUCAGCUCAAUAAACAGGAGGUGAAAUGAUCCUGUGAUUUUUGUUUGUUUUUGUUUUGUUUGGUUUUUUUUUUAUUUUGUAAACGGUUACUAAGGAGUCUGGGGCCUGACACCCGUUGGCUCACGGGCCAUUGGUGAUGAGUCAAAAGUAAUUUGUCACACACACACACACACACACACACACAUAUACACACACGCUGCUCUCACACCACCAAUCCUAGUGUUCUCUCACCUUACUUGUGUCCCGCCCCACCACCACGCUACACCCAACCAUGCUGCAGUCCAUGCUGUAAGGUGGGAUCUUGGCUCUCCAGAAAGACGAGUGAGGGGUCAGGGUUAGACUUAGGGCGAGCAGUGGAAGGUUUGAUUUACCUUUUUGUUUCUUUUUGUUGUUGUUGUUUUUUUUUCGGGUAGGUAAAACAUCAGCUCGUGGGGUAAAUGCAACAAGAGAGAGAAUAGUGAGGACAUGACAUUAAAAAGAAAAGAUUGAAGGGUGGAAAGUGUGUUUUGAGCAAAAAAGGACUUCUUUUCUGUUGUGAUGAGACUUUUGGUCUGACCUCUCCAGGCCACUCACCCCUCCACCUCACUAGUCCUGCGUUGCCAUAGGCAACAGAGAGCAUGUGGUAAAGCGGCGCUACGUGCUCCCCUUGCAGUGAUUUGGCCCGGCCUCCCACACCUACAGUGGGAACCAGAAAACUGAAAAGGAGGAAGAGGGGUGGAUGGAGGGGUAAUGAUUGGUUUGAUUUUUUUUUUUUUCUUUUUUUUUUUUCUUUUGUUUUACUUGUACAGGGGUUAAAUCGCUGUAUUAAAAUAUGUAAGUCUUAUUUACAUUCUCUUGUUUUGGUUACAGAAACUAAUAAAAUAAUAUGCUGUUGAAAGAA